Molecule: messenger RNA, 2466 nt
Organism: Aphanomyces invadans
Lineage: Eukaryota; Oomycota; Saprolegniomycetes; Saprolegniales; Verrucalvaceae
Exons: 7
Coding region: 39-1139 (366 amino acids)
Source: RefSeq, a predicted model, not a curated record
CGAGCCACAAGUCAGCAGCCGAGACCUGCGGCGCAUCCAUGGCAUCGUUUGAGGGGGAGGCUUAUGGGGCAAUCAGUUGCAAGGCCAAUGCGGUGCUGCCUCAGUACACGACCCAGCAACAGUCGAGUUUUUUCGUUGCCGAGUUGAUGAAAAUACGAGCAGAAGUGCGCGAGCAAGUGGCCUUGUUGCAUGCCAAGAUUGAUGCAGCCACUCGAUUGCACUCUGAUGCCCAGUGCACCCUGAAGAACAUGGCUUCUGAGCAAGUUGAAACACAAAAGCAUCAACAGCACGUUGCAGCUGCUUCCGACAAGAUCCUGAGGUCUUUCGCGCAAGACUUUGAAGCUCGGUUGGGAAUGGUCGAACAGCGCGUCGCGUCACACCACUCGUUGCAAACCAUGAACGAGGAUUUGAUGCGACUAAAGCUUUCAGACAAAGACGCUUGCAACCACAACACCGAUCAUCGAUAUCACGAUAUUGCGGCGCAAGUGGAGGCGACGGAUCGUCGAGUUGCAUCGCUCUGUCGAGCUCAUGAUGCGUUAGCAGAGCAGCUCCGACAGGCUCACGCGAAGUGGACGACGUAUUACAGCGACCACGAUUUACGAAUAGCACAAACAUUUGACUUAGCCAACGCUUUGAGCAGUGGACAAACCUUGCUUGAGGAGAAGCACGCGCUGGAGGCGCAGGUCGUGGCGUCACAGCUGAACAAAAUGUUUCAGCGACUGCACGACAUGAUGGACAAACAAAACGCCGGUCACCAAGGUCUUGAACGUUGCCUGGAGAAUGUUAACUCGGAGCUGGCGACGAUGCAGACCCUCCAUGACGUCCAUGCAGCGGAAAUGCGAGAUCAAGUGACUGCCCUUCGGCGGCAGUGCCAUCAAAAUUCAACGGCCCUCCGCCUUCUUGCGGACGAAGUCGUCAAGCUCAAACGUGCAAAGGCCGAGGAAAUUCGGCGCAUGCAGUGCGACAAAUCCAUUCCACCUCGACCGACUGGCAGGCGGCAUAGCACCCUUCCUGGCGACAACGACAAGGAAUUGAUGGCCGAGCUCGACCACGCCCUGAGGCACACGUCGUUCACGACGCCGUGUUUUCCGAACCACGAACGACUGCACGGCGGCCGCGAUUCGCUUGAUUUAAAUUAAGAUGGAUAUGUUGGUAUCAUCACGGGGUUGUGCUACUCGCCCAGGACAACACCGGACACGCCGCCGAGAGUGUGGACGGGCGUCCCGACCAUGCUCUUAAACCAGCAGGUGCCGCCGUCAGCAUGUCUGUCCAGCUUGGUCCAUGUGAAGGCUUUGCAUCUUUUGUGCUUGCUGCACAGCCCACAGCAGAGCGCGGGAUUCGCGGCUAGGACCGAUCCGCAGUCGUACCCGACAAACUCGACGUGUUCUUCUGGAAGCGAACACGUGCUCUUGGCUUCGUGGGAGUGAAAGAAACAUCGAGGUACGUUUCCCUUGAGCUUCUUCUUUAGAUCGGCGACAAUCUUGGACAUGGCGUGCGCGACGUUUUCGCAGCCCCCACAGUGGUGCAGCGCAAUGACUUUGUGGUCUACCCGGCCAAAGACUGGCGACCCGGACGACCCGCCCCGUGUGUCGGCCAUGUAUCCCACUUGGUCCUUGCCGCACUCGUUGUGGACUGACACGCUCGUCACGACGGUCUCGGUUCCGUUUUCAAGGCGGUCCGUAAACGCUUUGGGAAACCCGUCCGGGUGAUGGAUGACGUAAAUGGGCUCGUGCAACGUGGGGGCUGUUUUGCGAAGACUGAGGUAGCCAAAUUGGGCAACGCGCGCUCGAUUUCGAGGACUCAAUUGGAGCAACGAGUAGUCGAGGGUUUCGUCAGUGGCAAGCAAAUUGGCCCCCGUGACCACGACACUGCCAGGACACCCUAACGCCACCGAGUUGCACGGGUCGCGACAAGUGGCGCUCUCGGCGCCGAAUUCAAACUUGAGCGUCGACGCACUUGCUUUCGUGUUGACGUUGUGGUUGUUGGUGAGGAAAUAUCCAUCGCACCCGACCAAAAACCCUGUGCCGUACUUGAUUCCGUCCAUCGUGAGCCGUGCAAUGGACUUGGAGUUUUUGUACGCGUCGGGGAGCUUUGUGGCGUUGCACACAUUCGGCCACCACUGCGGCUGGACUCCGCACACGUCUUCUCGGCCUGUCGAAGAUGGAAACCCUUCGAGCACCGCCGUGAUCGUAAUGCCUUCGUGCGAUGUCGAUGCAUGGGAGUGGCCUGGUGUGUACAAGAAUUCCAACGCAUUGCCAUGGACGUUGUCCGAGAAGUGACUCGAUGGACCAUGGCCCGAGUACGUGAAGCUGUUGCUAUCCGAGAACACUUGAAGCGAGUCGCCAGGGGCCAGGUCAAAUGUUGAGAAGCGCAGCCCCAUGAACUGUGUCUGCGACUUGGUCGCCACGAUGCGGUGAUGGACGCGCUUGCCCACUGGGAUCGACAGUGUGAUGUUGACAAGUUCAC